Pneumocystis carinii B80 is the source of this 2077-nucleotide messenger RNA. RefSeq lists its product as hypothetical. Lineage: Eukaryota; Fungi; Ascomycota; Pneumocystomycetes; Pneumocystales; Pneumocystaceae. The record is from RefSeq and is a predicted model, not a curated record. Gene Ontology annotation, biological process: protein histidyl modification to diphthamide. Bases 224 to 2032 code for a protein of 602 amino acids. The transcript has 8 exons. Gene Ontology annotation, molecular function: diphthine-ammonia ligase activity.
CACGGGAUGAAUUAUAUCUAUAUAUUUAUAUAUUAAAAUUUGAAAAUGAAAGUUGCGGCCUUAAUAAGUGGAGGAAAAGAUAGCUGUUUGAAUAUUAUGUAUUGUAUAGCAAAUGGACAUGAAAUUAUAGCACUUGGAAAUUUAUAUACAUCAGAAGAGCGUAAAUUGCUGUAUUGAAGAAGAAAAAAGUUCUUAUGAGUGUAAAGGUGAAAUUGAUAGCUAUAUGUAUCAAACAGUUGGUCAAGAUGUAGUUGAGCUUUUUGAAAAAGCUAUGAAUGUUCCAUUAUAUCGUGAAAUUAUUAUUGGAACAUCAGUAGAUCAAAGUUUUACAUAUCAUGAAACUUUGGAUGAUGAAGCAGAAGAUCUUUAUCGAUUACUUAAAAGAAUUCAAAAAAUACAUCCUGAUAUAGAAGCUAUUUCAGUUGGAGCAAUUUUAUCAAAUUAUCAACGAACAAGAGUUGAAAAUGUAUGUAAAAGAUUGAACCUGAUAUCUUUGGCAUAUCUUUGGAAGAGGGAUCAAAAAGAUCUACUUGAAGAAAUGAUAUCACAAAAUUUACAUGCAAUUAUAAUAAAAGUGUCUACACUUGGUUUAGAUAGAUCACAUUUGGGGAAAUCUCUUAUAGAAAUUAAAGAACAUUUAUUAAAAAUAAAUGAAUUAUAUGAUGUACAUUUAUGUGGAGAAGGAGGGGAAUAUGAAACUUUAGUUUUAGAUUGCCCUAUUUUUCAAAAGAAAAUAAAGAUUGUUAAAUCAGAGAUAGUCGAUCAUUCACCAGGAGUUUCAUAUCUUAAAUUUAAGGCAGAAAUAGAAGAAAAAUCUUUUGUUGAUACGAAUUGGAAAAAAAGAUUUAUCUUACCUGAUCAGUUGGACAAAAAAUGCAAACAAUUUAAGAAAUAUCUUGAUGAAUUUCAAGAUGAAGACUAUAAUAAAACAUCUAUAAUACCUACUAUUUCUAUAAAAAACAAAAAUGAUGAAAUAUUUAUGAAUUCUUCAAAAUUAAAAAAUUUGAUAGCUAUUGGAGGUAUAAAUCUACAACUAGAAUCUGAAAACCUACUAGCUUAUACGUUGGAAGAAGAAUUCCAUUUCUGUAUGAGCAAAUUAAAAGAUUAUUUAAAAUCUUAUAUUCUUGAUCUUUGUGACAUUGUUUUUUUUGAACUUGUUCUUGAAAAAAUGGACUAUAUUCUUCAUGUUGAUGCUUUGUAUAGUCAAUACUUUAGUUUUUCAAAACCACCUCCAAGAAUAUGUAUUAAUUCGAGCAAUUUGAAAUCUUGUCGUUUACAGAUAUCUGUUUUGGUUGAUCCUUCUCGUAGUAAAAGAUCAGUUGUUCAUAUUCAAAGUCAAAAUUAUUGGCUUCCUGCAAAUAAAGGCUUUUGUUCUCACGCGUUAAUACAUGAAGAUAUAGUUUUUAUAGCAGGACAAAUUGGAGCUAUACCAUCUACUUUAUCUUUACCAUAUCCUAAAUCAUUUUCAUCAGAAGUUGCUAUUAGUUUACAAAAUUUAGAAAAAAUAUUUGAAAGUCUUGAGAUUUUUAACAUAUCAUGCAUUGCAUUUAUUUCAAACGAGUCUCAUGUUUCACUUACUAAUAAAGCAUGGAAAUAUUGUUCUUUAUAUAAUGAGGAUUGUUUAAUCAUUCUUGUUAAUGGUUUAUCUUAUGGAGCAUUAAUAGAAUGGCAUUUAAUAGGAAAGAAAAAACAAAAAAUAGCUAAAAAUAAUUCUUGGUCAAUUUUGCAUUUAACUUUAAAAAAUCAUGAGAAUUUCAAAUCAUUAGAAACUAUGUUUGAAGUUUUAUUAAAACCUUUUAAAGAAAAAAAUUCUAAUAACAAAAUAUUAUCAUCUACUAUUUAUUAUAAUAGUAAAAUUUUUGAAGAAACAGAGUCAUCAGAAACAGUAUCUAAAAUAAUUUUAAAUAUUAUUCAUAUUAUUCUUGGAUAUACAAUAGAAGCUCAUUGUAUUUCGACAAAUGGAAUAUGGAUAGGUAAGGAGACUGUUAUACCGGUUCUAAUAGCAAUGAAAAUAAUAUAUUCACCUUUGUAAAUUUAAAUUAUAGAACAUGUUUUAACAAAAAAUCUUUUAUACAAA